AUGGGCAAGCUGGGAAUUGUCGUGAUUUUGCUUUUACUGGAUCAAGCAUCGGCCACUGCUGGAGGAAGCAAAAAAGAAGACCAAAGGGAGGCUAUAUUAAAAGAGCUUGUCGAGAUUUGGAGGAAAGGUGGAGAAUGGAACCCAUACCGAGUACAGCCGCCAGCAGAAAGACGAAAAGACCAACAAAUCCAAUCCAUCGUGAAGGGCAUCAUGGGAGGCCUCAAAUCCCUCGGAGUCCUGCCGAAGAAAAAAAGCAUCCCAUCUAUAAACAAAUCCAUUGACAGGAACAGACUCUCAGGAUUUCUGUACAACAUCUCCAUGUACUUACAGGAGAUGAGCGCCGAGUUAGAUGAUGGCCAGGGUUUUAGUGACGACCAGUUUUGGGAGAACCUUCUCUAUUCUCUUCUCCAGACCGGAAGGGAAGCCUCGCUUGGGAUGUGGGAUGGGAAAAGUCCCCCGCGACCCACUUUUAGGCUUCAGGAUCUGUUCCUGUCUCUUAGGGGAAGCCCACAUUGGGAUGGACUUCUAGGUUUGGUGCAAAGCCUUUUAACCCUCUCCGAAAAGCAGCCCCAGAAGCCCAUUUUAACUUUUAUUUCGCAGAAUUGGAAAACCAUCAGUGCUUUGCUGGAAACGGUCCUCCAGGCGGUGGUCAGCGGGACGUACGGACAAGCUGUUGCAGGUCUCCAGGGUUUCAUAUGCGUCUUGAAAGGACGGAAUGAUUGCUCUUUUAACCUGAGCUGGCUUGAGCAGCUUAUAAGCUUCAUGGAGACCAGAAACUGGAAACCUGUGGUCAGUCUUCAUCCUGUGAAUGUGGAGAGCCAUCAGAGAGAUGGCGCUGCCUCUACGGGACGGUUUAAACCUUUCCUUGUUCCACCUGAAGUGCUUGAGGAGCAGCUCUUGUUGAAUCAGUCUGAGAGUUUUGCUUCAAUGCAGACGCUGCUGCUUCAGGCUCUGUCAAGGUCAAACGCCGGAGAAAGGGCAGUACAGUUCGCCGAGCGUAAUCCUGCCCUCCUGAAGGGCUUGGAUAACCUCAGACGGGGAUUUCUGCACAAUGUGGGCCGCAGCGUCUAUGGUAAUCUGAGGAGGAAAGUGUCACAUAUGACCAAGGCACUGCUGGAGGAUGUGAGCAGCAUGGUUGGAGAACCUCAAUACAGUCGACAUGGAAGAUGUUCUGUAGGCAAGGGAAUUAGACAUAACUUGACUUGGAACGCUCAAGCGAUGGGUUUCAGGUCAGAUGGUUUACCCAGCAGGCCGUCUUUCAUGACUUGUCCAUCUUCAGAAGAGGAAACAAGGACUUUAAAACCUCAACCAUCAUCUAGAACUAAACUUCGCCAGUCCCACAUGAACAUUCAGGAGCAGACUGAUGGAAACCCCUUGAUCUCUGCUGAGAUUCUGGAAGCUGCCUGUAACGCCUCUAUCCCUGGUCUCACCGGGGUCUCGAAUUUUACCGUCUUCCUCUACUGUAAUCUUUUUGAUGACGAGAAUGGCUCACAGGACCCUCAAGUCAACCAUUUAGGUGUUGACCUGCAUGCAACCUGCUCAGAUGCUGCGUGGUACCUUUCAGCAGCAGAGGAAGAUUUCCUUUGGGUUCACGUUUGCAGUGAAUUCUUCGCUCACGAGUUCAACAAAACAGUGUGUGCCAACUCUACAUUCUGGCUGCAGCACGCACAACAGGUAGAAGCUACAAGGUAUUACCAGUACCUCAACCAGUCAAGUAUUGACGACCUCUGUCUUCAGCUCUCCAAUGAAGCUUCUGCUAAAUCUCCUAAAGACGACACUGAAGAUUGCCUAGCAUUGCUAAACAGCAAAACACUCACCGCCCAGGACUUUAGAAAAUGCUUUCUCCCAAAUAACACAGCCCUCAUCGCGUCUUUAUGCGGAAACGAGUCGUCUCAAAUACCCCAAGAUGGCAGCUGGGCUGCGGAGUAUUGCUCCAAAGUCACAAUCAAUCACAAGCCGUCAAAACAAAACUGCGACUAUUCAAAGUGGAAGCUGGAAUAUUUCACAAACUCCACCGCCCUUGAGCUUUGUAGCAAAGCAGGUCUGAAGGACUAUAUUUGUAAAAACGCCACGCUUUACCUCACACUACUUCAAAAGCAGCCUUCACUCACAGACGACUGUUUGAACUCUGAGGAUAAAAUCGGCGCCAAAUGUGUCCUCCAGAGGCUGUUUGACAUGCUGCCUGCGCCGUAUGACUUUGACACUUCUCAACUCUGCGUGAACCCCUUGCCUAUCCUGCAAGACGCCAUUCAUAAGCUUACUUUAUGUGAGGGGGUAGUCGAUGAACGCACGGGAUGGUUGGCGACGGUAAGUUACGUGCUUCGAGUUUUGGAUUUUGUGGUCGGGCUUUCGGCUGGAUUGGAGGAAGGAGAGCUGGAAGUGCGUCAGGGUUUGGGUCAGGCCAUCCUUCUGUCCAGCCUGCAGGACAAUGCCUCUUUUUGGGCUACUCUACGACCCAACGCGUCCCUGAGUGUACUUCACACUGUCGGCGUCUUUCUGAAGGGAGAGCAAAACUCCACCUUAAAAGAAGAUCUUUUGAGCUGCUUCAGUGAGUAUCUACAAAUGCCCAGAGAGAGCAUUCGUAGUGUGGUUCUGUCCGCAGAGAAAGAUGCUGUGAAAAGAUUUCUGUCCCAUGUUCAUCAGAGCUGGGAUCAACUUCACGUGGAAACUAUACAGGCCUCUCCAAAGGAACAAGAGGCCAUGGAAAGUAUGACCGCUGCUUUCAUCCACAAGUUUCCCCGAGUCACACCUGAGCUUUUCAUCGACCUCUCCCAGUUUAUACCAUACAUGUCUGUCUCUGACAUCAUGACCUUCCCCGCCUCUCUCAUGGUCAAUGAAAGUGUACUGCUGGCCAUAAGCGAUCACAGCUCUGAGAUGAAGUCUCUACAAAAGCAAGCCUUCGUAAAACGCCUGCUGCAGUCCAGUGUUGCUGGAGAAGUCCCUUCGUGGCCUCCAUAUUUCCUCAGCUCCAUUCAACCUCUUCUUCCACAUCUCCCAGUCAGUCACUUUCAGCAACUCACAUCACAGCAGCUCAUGCCGUUAAUGGAGAUGUUGGGGAACAUCAGUCUGGAUGCCACAAGGGGGCGCCAUGUACUUCGUACCGUCUUCGGCAGGGGAAAGAACCUGACUGGCGACAACAUAAUGAGGUUAGGAGGUCUUAUAUGUUACGUGAACUCUGAAGACUUACAACACCUUUUGUCUUCGUCAAAUCUCUCACCCGCCCUGUGGCAGCAGCUGGCUCAAUGUGUAUCAGAGGGACAUGUCAGCGCAAAUGGCAGAUUGUCACACUGGCUUGGGACAGCUCUUAAAUCUCUAAAUGCCAGUAUCCUAUCAGCUUCAUUAAUGGGCUCAUUGCAUGGUAUGCUGCCGCAAAUGGGUGCUUCAUUUUUGGAACCACUGUCCUCAAACAAGUUGCUGGAUCUGGUAACUCUACCGGAUAUGCCAACUUUUCCACCUGCGCAGGCAUUUCAGAUACUCAACAAAAUAGCAGAAGCAACAAAUUUCAGUGCCAACACGCUCUGCAGAUUGAAGCCAUUGUUUCCGGGUCUGGACCCUGUUUUCUUGAAAAACUUACUCGUAUCUGAAACUCCACUUGAUUGUCAUUGUUGGAGUUCCCUGCUGUCUAAUCUGCGUCCUGCUCAUCGAGCGAUGGUCCAUUUUGCUCUCCAACAGGCUCUGGAACGCAUUUCUGCAAAUGUAACCCAGCAGCUGCAAUGCCUUGUACCAUUCGUCUCCUUGAAGAAAAUAAUGUCAGAUCUAGAUGGCGAGGCAGUUCUUCAACAUAUAUCUCUGUUAAAGCAUAUGCCCUGGUCUCAUCAACAGGCUCAAAUGCUGUUCAAGAUAAUUCAGCGGACUGUAAACAUCACAAGAGAGUCAAUACUGUAA
Danio rerio (zebrafish) is the source of this 3885-nucleotide messenger RNA. The record is from RefSeq and is a predicted model, not a curated record. NCBI's taxonomy places the organism in Eukaryota, Metazoa, Chordata, Actinopteri, Cypriniformes, Danionidae.